AUGCUAGCACCCUUUGGGUUCUCUGUUGGAGAUUUCCUGGCAGGCCUCGAGCUCGUCAAGGAAGCAUGCGAAGCUCUCAAGGAUGCCUCCGGCGCGAAAUACAAAUUCCAACUGGCGCUGGUCGAGCUGGAAUCAACGCAAGCGAUACUGCGGCGAUUACAGGCCUUUGAACCUUCAAGACAUCAAGACAGUGUUGCUGGUAGACUCCAGAUGUUAGGACACGCAUGCGGAAUCCCAGUCGCUAGGUUCCUCAAGAAGUUGGAACCGUAUCGCGAGUUUUUGACGCUCUCUCAAGAUGCUGACAAGACUAUUUCACGAUUCGGUAUGAGAACGAAGUCAAAGCUCGAAUGGGCCUUGAUACUGCAGGACCAAUUUACAGAACUGCGUGCGAAUAUAGCACCCUUCAUAUCGCUGAUGGAUGUUCUGCUCCAACUCCAGACACUCAACAUUCACGAGCUGCGGCAGGACAAUGCCACCCUCGAGAGCGAAGUUCGAGACCUUAGAUCUACGACGCGAGACUUGCAAAACACCGUGUGCAGACAGCUUGCAACGAAAGACGAGGUCAAGGCCAUUUUGCCGAAGCUGAACGAUCUCGAAACUUCCUUGCGUGGAGCGUAUCAAUGCAACCAGAUCCCCAUGAUUUUGAGACUCCUCGGCGACAUGUCACUAGCAGAUUUGGAUCGACAUGAAAAAGUUCUCCAAGGUCUUCUCAAUGCUGAAAAGGCUACGAAUGCCAUCAUGGCGCAGACGCAAGAUCAAACAAUGGCCCUGGGCAAGAUUACCAGUGCUCUAGGUUUGAUCGAGGCGUGCCAAUCUGCACCUCCUGAUGACCGUGAUUGGGUACCUUCGAACCAAAGAGACCACUGGGAACUAACCGGCUCAGCUUUGAUCCAGCAUUCCGCAUCCAAAGCAUUGAUUCACGCAAGCAAGGCAGGCAUAGACGCUCUGCUGUUGCUGCUCAUUGGCAUCGGAAGAUUACUUCAACAUGUUUUGCGCCAUAUGACCGCCCCGAAUGCGUCCCCAGCGCUUCUUCAGCAAUCGCCCAUUCAGCUCGAGGACGGUUUGGGAAGAGUCAGCACUUUGCCCUACGAGAUUUUCAAUCGCUGGCCCGUACUGGAAGCAUAUCUGAAAUGCAUGUUUGAGGGCAGGCCCGAGAGCGAUGUUAUCGAGUAUAGCCAGUUUGUCUUUACGACGGUCGAGAAUGGGGCUCCUAGGAUCAUUCGUCUGGUGUUGAAGUUGAUCCUCUGUAGUGCCGGCUGCGGCUUAUUAUAUCGAACCUCUCAAAUUCCCGUCCUCGAGGAUCCUUCACCUCCAGCAAUUACUCGUCGCCGACAUGCGAGGAGAAAGGAAGCCUAUCGGUGGUCCGAGGCAAAUGCAUUUCUCAAAGCUGUCAUGCACGAUCCGAGCGACAUCGAGGCUUACAAGUUCGUUUUUGUAUCGGACUGCGAAGACGGCGACUGGGAAUUGGACGAGCCUUUAAUGGGAGCUUUCAAGAAUUUCAAAAGAUUCAGCAUCGCCGAACAUAAAUACGCAUGCACAUUUGCGAAUUGUGGGCAGAAAUUUACCACGCCGAAGAGGUGGAGGGAACAUGUUUGUCUUUGCCACCACGGCUCUCUUGACAGGCAUAUUCAGUAUCGUGAGGCCACCGAGUCACCUUCGUCAUCGACAAUUUGGUGCGGGUUUUCUCGAGACAGGGUAGUCGUGUUGACAGGUACAGGCGCUGAUGUGGGAGAAACUUACGAAGAUAAUCGAUGGGCGUUCGUUGAUCCUGUAGUCAAGGGAUCUGGUUUCUAUCUGAGCCACGUGGGUGAUCACUUUGCCAAGGAGAGAGUGGAUGCUGCGACGUGGUUGCUCUUAGAAUAG
Pseudocercospora fijiensis CIRAD86 is the source of this 1863-nucleotide messenger RNA. RefSeq lists its product as uncharacterized. The transcript is spliced from 3 exons. Bases 1 to 1863 code for a protein of 620 amino acids. NCBI's taxonomy places the organism in Eukaryota, Fungi, Ascomycota, Dothideomycetes, Mycosphaerellales, Mycosphaerellaceae. The record is from RefSeq and is a predicted model, not a curated record.